This is a messenger RNA of Suillus plorans, 1872 nucleotides long. RefSeq lists its product as uncharacterized. The record is from RefSeq and is a predicted model, not a curated record. The transcript has a single exon. Gene Ontology annotation, molecular function: protein binding. The coding region runs from base 374 to 1792 and encodes 472 amino acids. NCBI's taxonomy places the organism in Eukaryota, Fungi, Basidiomycota, Agaricomycetes, Boletales, Suillaceae.
GUUUCUAGAUUAGUCAGCAAGGUAUUUUCGAAACGUUUGCGAUGAGAAUCUCGAAUCUAUGCGAGCAAAUUGACAGUCCUGCACGCGCGACACAUAGAAGGUCGAUACAUAAAUUCGAAGGUUGAGCAGCCCGCUGCCCUGUCCAACGACAUGAUUUUCAUCGCAGAAGAUUAUCAAUGUAGGCGUGUCGCUCGCAAUUCCCAAUAGUCCUGGAUAUGUUUGGGUACAGUCACCUGCUUGCAUUCGAGUACAGGCAAGAAUAUUUGAGCUCCAUUUGAUCUGACUGGCAGGUUUUUACACGCACCUCAUCGACUAUCACAACUUCAAGCUUCUGCUUACGUAAAUGGCAUAAUAUCGUGGGGUUCCUCAUCCGAUGCUGUGCACCCACGGUACCAUGAUCAUAUCCACAGUUAACGAUAUUCAAAGUUUCCCUCCUUUUGCAUCUUUACCUUCAGAAUUACUCAUCGAGAUUUUUUCGACUUGCAGCCUCACAGGUGACUGGCAUAUCCCCCUCACACUAUCUAAAGUCUGCCGUUUAUGGAGAGACUUGAUCGUAUCGGCACCCUGCAUAUGGCAGACCAUCGUCGUACUAGAAUCGAGGCGCACCAUGUCCUCCAUCCGUACUCAGGCAGAGUUAUGGGUCGCUCGCUCUUCGCCUCUUCCAUUCAAUGUAGUCCUCAAGCUAACAGAUUUCGAGCGACUGUUACCCAUCAUGUCGUGCUUCCUCCCCAAUAUCGCCCGAUGGAUGCGCUGCACUAUCACUUAUGACGGAAGAACUUUCGAGACAUCCUUGUCCGACCUCACCCUAUCCUCGCCUCGUCGCAUGCUACAUCAUCUCGAUAUUCUUCUCAAGACUCCCUUCGAGGACGUCGCAGGUGAUGACGAAGAUGAUGUCAUCUUUUUCUCCUGUGGAAGCGCGACAUACCGUCACAUAUCCAUGAGAGUAGCAACGACCAAACUGCCCCAUACAGAAAUGGUCAACCCCUUAUUAUUCACAUCCCUCGACAUCACAGAGACUGCAUUUGAAUACUCCGUCCGUUCACCGGACCUCCUUCGAUUUCUUGCCCAUUGUCCGAACUUGGAGCACUUAUACUUUCACGGUUUAUCCAAUGAUGAAGGCACUCUUAACGCACCACCGCCUUCCAUUGCCCUCCCGCGAUUACACACGCUCCUCUUAGACCAGGUUUGCAAUCAGCGCAGCAUCCUCUCGCAUCUUCACCUUCCUGCAUUGCGAGAGCUUCAUCUGCGUCACAUCAAUGUAGACUACUCACUCGAACCAUACCACGUCUCCGAAGAAGGUGACAGCGACGACGAGUCCCACGACUUUUCCCAGUCACCACACAGCGACCUUCACACUGGUAUGGGCAUCCGCAAACUCUUGUCGCGCUCACACCCCCCGCUCGAGAUCCUAGACAUGGAUUUAUCAGAUAUGCGUACCAAAGACUUCCGCUGGGUCUUUGAUAAGCUGUCCGACCUGAAACAGUUCUCCAUUGUUGGGUCGGAUAUGUCGGAUUCAGUGGUUGCGCUGUUCAUGCCUUUUGUUGUUGAAGAUGGAGAUGGGGAGCGGAUGAGCGUACGCCUGCCCCAGCUUUCGGUUCUCAAGAUGUACAGCUGUCAACAGCUCUCGGGGGAUGCGCUUGUGAAAGCCUUGAGUGCACGCGUCCACUACACGGAUCAUGCAACGCCAGAUGCUACGCUGACGACGGUGGUCAUUUCAAGCUGCAAUGAUUUUACUGCGGGUAAUGCUCAAGAGUUGUCCUGGGAUUUGCACGAUCGUCUUCAUGUGUCGUGAGGCUGUCUUUGAUUUGGAAUGACAUUGUUAGGGAUUGUUUUAAGGGUAUGGCCUCAGUGCACAUAGACGUAUUUAUACUG